This is a messenger RNA of Malassezia restricta, 4005 nucleotides long. RefSeq names its product PH domain protein. The transcript has a single exon. Gene Ontology annotation, biological process: protein localization to prospore membrane; ascospore-type prospore membrane formation. The record is from RefSeq and is a predicted model, not a curated record. Bases 1 to 4005 code for a protein of 1334 amino acids. Gene Ontology annotation, cellular component: prospore membrane. NCBI's taxonomy places the organism in Eukaryota, Fungi, Basidiomycota, Malasseziomycetes, Malasseziales, Malasseziaceae.
AUGACACCAGAUGCGAGACAACAUUGUUACUCGCUGUCAGCGCAUCCUCACGCGGACCAUCCGCUGCGACGAAAAGUGCUGGGUCCUAUUCCGUCUCAUGUCGCUUCGAACCAAAUGCUGUUGGCCGAGUUGGAGCGUCUCGGCUUGGCAAAUAAUGCGGGACUAGGUGCAUCGGUGCCCCUAAGUGAUGCAAAUAUGAUAUUCUCCAAGAGAUGGAAUCCACGACGUGCCAUGCGCCAGCGGUCAGUAAGGUCGAGCCAACGCCUUCCUCGAUUACCUCGGAGAAAGCGACGUGGAAGCACAUCGAUCGUGUCUUCACCUUCAUCUCCCCAUGAAACUCCAACAUCGCCACUUUCGACUAUUCCCGAGGGCCUCCCAGCCAAUGCCCCAGUGUCUCCCACCACCCCUUUGCCUGUCCAUACACCACCAUCUGACACGGUCCGCUCCAAGCACCGUCCACCUUCUAUCCACACGCUCACGCCUAAUGAACAGUCAUCGAGCUUGAAUUCUCGAAGCAAAUAUAGCGAUACGGACUCGCUCUUCUCACCAAGGUCUCAUCACCGGCAUGCAUGGCCACAUCACGGAAAAUUGAGGCGCCUUGGUGUAUUUUCGCCGCAUUCUGCCGCUACACCUUUGGUCUGGGAUGAAACAUGGGCUACCACCGAAGAACUUGACUCUGAAAAACUAGACGAAGAGGAAAGGAAAAAUCUCAUCUCCCAGUUGAGUAUCACAUUUCUACAUCAAAAAAUGUUGGGCGACUCGUUCGAGGUCGGACGUACUUUUUUCGAGCAGAUCCUGAAAGAAGAGGCGGAAACAGAAGUGCCAGUAUCCGCUUCGGCGCCUCCUUCCAUUCACAUGUCGCCAUGCGCAGCCAAACCGCUCGCUUCCUCGCGCCACGAUAACCGUAAUGAACUGGUGUCCAAGCCGAGGUUCUUAUCGUCUAGACCCAAGCGCAUGCCCUUCGGAACUCGCCCUAAAAACGAUCAAGCUCAUGUCAAGUUUGCACUGCCAAAUGAUUCAAAUGAGAUUGAGGACCGGACUGGAUGGGAUGCGAUCCGACAAAAGUUGGAAUCAGAAGGGGCAGUAUCCAUACACACGGGCAGACCCUCGAACACCAUGCUUGCUCUUGAAAAUGAGCUUGAUUCGAAACGUGCUGAGCUAACUGAAAUGGUGUCUAGCUCACAUUCAUUAGAGUAUGGCAUUCCACAUGCACCACCCAACGUGUCUCCUCCCACCAUCGACACGAACAACGCAAGUACUCAUGUUGUGCCGCUCACACCACCACAUGAGACGGACAUGCCAUCUGACGACAAGCGGCGGAGAAAGGGGCAUCAUUGGAUUCCCCAUCCCACUGUGCCACAAUGGUUUCAUGACAGACAAAAAGCCCUCAUGGGACAUAAAAAGGUAGGCGGACAGUCUGCGACGCCCUACGCUGAAACUAGUCAUUCAAAGUCCAGUGCCUCACUCGAGACAUUAGCCGCUGAGCCGACUUUGGACGAAGGCGUUCACAAAGUAUCUGAGAAGAUCACGAUGGAAACCGUGACGCGAACACCCACGCCACCCAGGCCUUCCGACUCCUCCCUUCAGCUAAAAAAUCCCAUUGAAGCGCACAAUGAAAUCCACAUUCCUUCACCGCACCGAGUGGCCGAGGUCGCCCAUACCUCGACCACACCGAUGCGCCUACCGCAGUCGCUAGAGGACGGAUCGAUUCCUGUUGGUCUUGGCGAUCAAUCGCCGCCACCCGUGGACGAAGUGCUCUCUCGCCCCAUCGUCGCUCCUGUGCCCUCUCCUGCAACACCGAACGACCAUGCAUGUCUUGUACUUAAACGCGAUCGCAUGCUGGUCAAGGUCCAGGUGGCUACAAGUGAUGUGAUGGGUGCUGACUUUGACGAGUUCGAGGCACGCCGCUACGAUGUUCGCUCGUUUCGAUGGGCCGAGUACGUCGUCAUACUACGUCCGGGGCGUCUGGAGUUGUGGAGCGAAUCCAGUGUAUGCUCGCAUGUGCUGGGUGAUUCUGACCGACUCAAGCUCAGAUACAGCGUAUCGUUGCGGCCUGAAGAAGCAACGCUCUCACUCUACUCCGAGACAGAUCGCCUUUUGUGCCUAACUUGCCCACGCCCUCUCGGGACCAUGGGCCGUCUUCCCUUUCGGCGGCACGGCUCCAUGAUUUUGAUUCUUAACGCCCGCACAUUUACCGCUGCCGCCGACUGGAUGUGGCUCUUAUGGCGCGAAUUGGGCGGGUCCGUUCCGCCUCACGUAUUCGUCUACAUUCCUGGCAUCUCGAUGCGUGUACGCGUUCCCAUCCCCAAGCUGCCUGACAUCCAUGGUCUAUCGCGUGAGUAUGACACUGUGUUGGACGUACCAAGUCCCACACCUAUCGAGGAUUACGAAGAGUAUAUGCCUGCUGCACUACUUCGAGAAGCUCGUCGACUCGUCAAAGCUGUGCCGCAAUGGGCCUCGCUCGCUGAGGAUAUGAGAGCGCGUGGCCUCUCGCCAACCCUUGCAUGGCGCUCUGGCACCAUCUACAACUGGGUCUUGUAUGAUCACACGCCCGAAGGUGCGAAACGGUACUGGAACGUCCUGGUUGGUGCUCUGCUAACCAAUCGUCGACGUGCCCCUGUUCUGGAACUGGUUAUGAACAACCAUUACCCCACACAUGUCUUACAUCCCAGUGGGCAUGCGCUGUCCGAGCCUUGCGGUGUUGAGGGAUUCGUUGGGCGCCUGCGAAAUGUAUCAAAUGUUGCGUCGCGCGUGUAUCUCAGUGUACAUGAUGGCUGCGUGUUCUUGUUGCGCGAAAGUUACGCGUGUGUCCCCGACGCGUUCACUGGUGUACCUUUAGGACCUAUUCAGGGUGCUACGCGUAAAGAGCGAUUGUCCGCACGCAUUAAGCAGUUUGAGCAUUACGAGCGCGUGCGUGAAUCGUACCAGAUUCGACACAGCGAAGGGUUCAUCGACUUGCGCGAUGUGUGCGCUAUUGGCCAUGUGGAAACUGGUAUCGUCCUAUCGAUCGAGCUACAGCGUCAUAUGAUGCAGUUAGGUCAAGAUCCCAUCUUGUCUUCCGCUUUGAAGAACGCUCAGUGCGUGCAUGACUAUGAUGGCACACGCACAGCCAUUGACCGUCGUUUGGAAAAAGUACUGCGCAUUGACAGUACGUCCCGGCCUAUGCGACGGUUCCAGCUCUUCCUGAACAACGGUCGAGAAGUUGUAUUUGAAUGCGCUAGUCCUUCUCUCGCAUGCGACUGGAUCGUUCACCUGUUUAUGCUCACCGUAUAUUGGCGCUGCCGUCAAAAAACCGACAUUCGCAUGCUUAUGAAUGCCUCUGGCAACCGUCGCGAGCAUCGAUACGGGGCUGCUUACGUCGAUGACUUGUCGCUUUUGUCACUACCAUAUUUGUGGAAUUGGUGCCGCAUCGAUCACUGCCGUGCUGUCAAUCUCAUGGGCCACUUGUUUUGGCGCACCAAUGCACGACAUCCUUUUCGCCGUCGUGUAUUUGUGUUGUGCAAUGGUCAAAUACUUGGGUUCAAGCUCAUGUCAUCGACGCGGACAUCAACUUCGCGCCAAAACGAAGGUAUCGUGUACCGCCACAAAGGCGCGCCCAUUCUGCUGCGAGACGCCUACGUGUACACGGGCCAAAUGAGCGAUCGUUCCUCGGAUUUGCAAAGCAACGAAUUUUCCAUUGCCCGAUCCAGGAAUGCAAAAAAGCACGAAAUCUACGAACAACUGCCGCGGUUGUACCGAGACGGCCUCACUAGCUCCGAGUCUCAUGAAGAAUGCUCAUUCGUGUUGCAUGUCCGGCGAAAGCCUGAUUCUGCCUUGCCCACACAUUUGUCAGGUCACACGGCGCCUUCUAUUGCACCGCGCGACUACACUGAAUACAUGUUUCGGGCACGCACAGUGCUUGAGCGCGAUAUUUGGGUUCGCCAAAUAUGCAUCGAAAUCGAAAAGAUGGUGCGCGCAGAUCCUAAGCGCGAAGAGUCCAUACGGCGGUUUGGUCGCAUACAUUAG